This is a messenger RNA of Neoarius graeffei (lesser salmon catfish), 5389 nucleotides long. RefSeq names its product retinoblastoma-like 1 (p107) (gene rbl1). Gene Ontology annotation, molecular function: RNA polymerase II transcription regulatory region sequence-specific DNA binding. Gene Ontology annotation, biological process: regulation of transcription by RNA polymerase II; cell differentiation; negative regulation of G1/S transition of mitotic cell cycle. The record is from RefSeq and is a predicted model, not a curated record. The coding region runs from base 104 to 3238 and encodes 1044 amino acids. The transcript is spliced from 22 exons. Gene Ontology annotation, cellular component: transcription regulator complex; chromatin; nucleus. Lineage: Eukaryota; Metazoa; Chordata; Actinopteri; Siluriformes; Ariidae.
UGAUUUCGCGCCGUUCGGAAUCACCGGAAGUGAGGAACAGCAACUGGCGGACGGCGGGUUUGUGUUGUUUUUCUCGCGAAUAAACAUUUUUAACGGCUUCAGAAUGCGGGGGGAUGAGACCGACUCUGACAGAUCAGAUGAAGGCAGUUUGAUUCAGAGAAGCUUUGAAACACUUUGUCAAGAAUUAAAUAUGGAUGAAGAGACGGCGACGGAGGCGAUACAGAACUUUACUUCUAUUUGGAAUACAUAUACUCUGGAGGGUGAGGUGAUGCACUGGUUGGCCUGCUCUCUGUAUGCAGCUUGUAGAAAAACUUCGACUCCCACUGUUGGCAGUGGCAUGGUGGAAGGCAAUUGUGUCUCUCUCACCAGAAUACUACGUUCCUCCAAACUAAGCCUGAUUCAGUUUUUCAGCAAGAUGAAGAAAUGGACAGAUAUGUCAAAUCUCUCACAGGAUUUCUAUAACCGCCUAAGCUGUCUUGAGAGGAAUUUUGAAGUGUCAACUGUAAUCUUUCGGAAAUUUGAGCCAAUAUUUUUGGACAUGUUCCAGAAUCUUCAAGGUGAACCACCAAGGCAGCCAAGAGGCAGGAAGCAUAGGCAUCAUCUCUGCCACACUACUGAUGUUUUCAAGUUCUCCUGGACGCUGUUUGUGUACACUAAAGGCAAUUUCCAUAUGAUUGGAGAUAAUCUGGUCAACUCGUAUCAUCUCCUUUUGUGCUGUCUGGACCUGGUCUAUGGUAAUGCUCUACUCUGUGCCAACAAGAAAGUCCUCAUCAAUCCACAUUUCAAAGGUUUGCCAACAGAUUGUGGAAGCUCAGGAGAAGCUCCGUGCAUGCUUGAGCAUUUGUGCGAACUGCACGAUGGUCUAGUUGUUGAGGCGAAAGGAAUAAAAGAGCACUACUUUAAACCUUACAUCAGACGUCUAUUUGAGAAAAAAAUUCUUAAAGGAGACAAGGACACGCUUACUGGGUUACUGGACACUCCAAACUUCCAAGAUAAUAACAAAGCCAUAAAUCGUGAAUAUGAAGAAUAUGUCCUGACGGUGGGUGAUUUUGAUGAGCGAGUGUUUUUGGGCGCUGAUGCAAACGAAGAGAUUGGCACACCACACAAAAUUACCCCAAAGCCACCAUCCAGUCAAUUGUCAGCCCGAAUGCAGGUGGAGAACAACCUUCAGCAGCACUUUGAGAAGACGCGUUCGCUGGCCCCUUCCACUCCACUUACAGGGCGUAGGUACUUGAAGGACAAGGAGGUGCUGAUUACACCCGUUUCUUCAGCUACUCAAAGUGUGAGUCGCCUGCAGAGCAUGGUGUCUGGCCUCUGCAAUGUCCCUACCAAUGACCUGCUGCAGAUCUUCAAGUCUUGUUCUCCUGACCCCACUGAAGCCAUUUUAAAUCGUGUGAAGCAGCUCGGAGAGACUUUUAAACAGGCCUACACCAAACACGCAGAUGAUCUUCCGGGAGCUCAUAUGGACUUUGCAGAAAACCAUCUGAAGAUAGCGGAAAUAUUGUAUUUUAAGAUUCUGGAGAAUGUUAUGGCUCAAGAGAUUAAGAGACUCCAGGGUAAAGAUAUGACUGGGCUGUUAGAACAGCAUGUGUUCCACUGUUCUCUUUUGGCCUGCUGCCUGGAGGUUGUGCUGUUUGCUUACAAUUCUCAACGAACCUUCCCUUGGAUUUUAGAAACCUUUGAGCUUGGACCAUUCCAUUUUUAUAAGGUGAUAGAAGUGUUCAUCCGCUCUGAGGAGGGCCUCUCUAGAGACAUGGUGAAGCAUUUGAAUGUUGUGGAGGAGCAGGUGCUGGAAAGCAGGGCUUGGACCAAAGACUCAGUACUGUGGGAGGCAUUAGAGAAUGCUAAUUCUAAAGUCCCUACUGUAGCAGAGGUAAAUUUUCCUACUAGUCUUGAUUCAGGCCGCAAUAUUGGGGGAACCACCCACCUUCCUCUGGUGGCUCUGUCACCAAUCAUGCACCCUCGUCUCCGAGAGGUCCGCACUGGCCUGGGCUCCAGUGCUCACAAAGAUGCUCCUCCAUCUCCCAUCUCUCUUCAUGACCGCUUCAGUUCUCCAGCGGCAGGCAGUGCCAAAAGGCGUUUGUUUGGUGAUGGUCCUCAACAUCAGUCUCCUGUAAAGCGAAUAUCUGUCACCCCUGUGAAAAUCAUACCCAGCACCUCUACAGAUAACAGCCAGGACACAACCACAGCAACUAUCCUCUCCAUGGCAACUACUAAUGGCCAGCAGCUCAACAUCCCUUUGCCAGUGAUGAAGAAUGACAGGGGAAGCAUCACGGUAAUCCAGGUACAAGCGAACCAGCUGAGCCCCCUCACCUCUCAGGUGCUGCUCACCUCCCCAAUCAAAGCCUCUGAGGUACAUGCACUGCCAGCCAACCGACCACGCCGUGCAGGAUCCCUUGCACUUUUUUUCCGCAAGGUGUAUCAUUUAGCAAGUGUACGUCUCCGAGAUCUAUGUCUAAAGCUGGACAUCUCUACUGAGUUAAGGAGCAAAAUCUGGACAUGCUUUGAGCAGUCUUUGGUCCACUGCACAGACAUGAUGAAGGAUAGACAUCUGGAUCAGCUCUUGCUCUGUGCAGUCUACAUCAUAUCCAAGGUCUCAAAAGAAGAGCACACUUUUCAAGACAUAAUGAAAUGCUAUCGGAGUCAGCCUCAAGCAAGCAGCCAUAUAUACCGCAGUGUGCUGCUGAGGAAAAGUGUCCAAGAACAGCAAACUGAUGACAAAAUGGAGGUUGAUCCACCAACAGAUCAAACCAUUGGCAGGACAGAUCAAGGUGCCAAAGCUAAGGCUGACAGCGAAUCAGGCGAGGACAGGGGUGGCCUCAUCCAAUUCUACAAUUCUGUUUAUGUUCUGAAAAUGAAAUCUUUUGCACUCAGAUAUGCUCAUCCAGCAGCUGAUAAUAGAGUGGAGGCUCCCCCAUUGUCUCCAUUCCCCUCACUGCGAGCUCAGCCUCUCUCCCCACGGCGAAUAUCUCAGAAACACUCCAUCUAUCUUUCUCCUCACAAAAAUGGUUCCUGCCUCAAACCUAGCUCUGCCUACACAUACAAGUUUACUGGCAGCCCAUCUAAGGAGCUGAGUGACAUCAACCGAAUGAUCCGUCAGGGAACUGUGAGCAAAAAGAGAGCUUUUACCAUGGAGGGGGAUGAGACAGGGUCUCCCACGAAACGUUUGAGCCAGGAGAGUGAGGACGUGCUGCUCAAACGCCUGCAGGAUGUUGUUACUGAGCGAGCCAAUCAUUGACUGAUCAUGCACAUGAUUCAUGUUUCACCUGUUAGUAACAUUCAAAGAUAAAUUACAAUGCAGCAUGGCCUUUAUAACCAAAGAGUAAUUCUCAGAGCUGGUCAGGGUGCUGAGCCAGCUAAUCAUGUUACAGUAUUAUAGAAACCUAAAUUGUGGGCUUUGUUAGAAUUUCAGGCUCCUUGUGAAAAUUAGGGAAGUACUUGGACAUCAAUUUCAAUCAUUCUCAAAUGGCAGGAACACAUUGGCAACACACAUUGGUUAACCAGAGACUGUACAUUACUUUAUGUUGCCACUAUGCUAUCUAAAGCGUCACUCGCAGCACUCGGGGGGGUGGUAUACGUUAGGGUAUAUAAACUGGGCUUAAUUGAUUAUUUUACUGAGCACUUCAUUAGUGUGUUCAAGCAUUGUACUUUGUGCUGCAAACACAUGUAGCACUGUAUUGUGUUGUGUAGUAUCUACAUAUCAGUGAGGGUUUUUUUUUUUUUUUUUUUUUUUUUUUAAAUCCAAGUCAUGUUAUUUCACUCAGGUGGAGAAAUUUGUGUUCUUAUAUUCAUCACUAAUAGUGUUUUUAUAUGUAAUAUCAAUCUAACCUAAGCCUUGGAUGCUUUGGCUUGAACAAAGUUAGGGUUUACAUGGUCUCUGUGGUCGCUGUGAUUGCUCAUUUUAUUCUUAUUUUUAUUCAUUUUUAGUGGUUUGUUUCCACUGUAAUGGAGCAAGUAAAUAUUUUAAAAACCUGAACUUUUUGGAAUAUUCUCAGGAACGGUGUUUCAUUUUUGGACUGAAUAAUUGUAGGGUGAGGGUCAAAUCUUAUCCUUCUGAGGAUGUUGUUGGUAAAACAAAUAGUGUGGGUGUUGGGAUGAUAUUUCUGUUUAGAAUAGUGAUUUUGAAUGCCUUGUAAACACACAGCCAAUAAAUUAUUGGUUAAAAGGCUUAUUGUAAUUGCUUGAAAACCAAAAAUCUCUAGACUAUGCAAAUUUGCAUAUCUCUCUGCUUCUGAUUGUACACACAAGUUCAAAAUUACUUGGCAUGUCUGGUAAGAAUAAUUCAUGUACACUCACUGAGGACUUUAUUAGGAACACUAUACUCUAGGUAGGGCCUCUCUUUGCUCUGAAAACAGCUUCAGUUCUUCAUGGCCUGUAUUCCACAAGAUAUUGAAACCAUUGUUUUGAGACUCUGGUCCAGGUUGACAUGAUUGCAGAUGCACUUUCAUGCUGUGAAUCUCCUGUUCUACCACAUCCUAAAGGUGUUCUUUUGGAUUCAGUGACUGGGAAGGCCACUGAAGAACACUGAACUCAUAAAACUAUGAUUUUUGUUUUGUGAUAUAGUACAUCAUCAUGCUGGAAGUAGCCUUUAGAAGAUGGUAAAUUGUGGCCAUGAAAGGAAGCAUAUGGCAUUCAAGCGAUGAUUGGCAUUAACAGGACUAAAAAAAAAAAAAACAUUCCCCACACCACUGCACUAUGCCUAUAAAUCUGGAGUGUUGACACAAGGCAGGUUGGGUCCAUGAAUUCAUGCUGUUGGUGCCAAAUUCUGACUCUACCCCUCUGUAUGUCUCAGCAGAAACCAUCGAACCAGGCUAUGUUUUUCCAGUCUUUAACUGUCCAGUUUUUGUGAACCUGUGCCCACUGCAACCUCAGCUUUCUGUUCUUGGCUGACAGAAGUGGAACUUCUGUCUUGGUCUUCUGCUGUUGUAGCCCAUCUCCCUCAAGGUUCAAUGUGUUGUGUGUUCUGAGAUGCUUUUCUGCUCACUACAAUUGUAGAGUGGUUAUCAGUCAAGGUUUCUGUAAUUUCACUGUGACAGCUUUAAUGUGUUUGACCUUCUUGUGAGCAUGAAGGAGUAGAGUCAAUCUGUGUGUAUGACUACCAUAAUGCCUUGUAUUUCAGUUGUAAAUAAUGUUACUGUCCAUCCGCAGAUGUUGGUCCCAUGGAAAUACUUUGCAUAGCAUUAUAGCAUUCUAACCUGAUGGAUGGAUAGCUCCAUCCAUCCACCCAUCCCAAGCUGGAAAAUACUGGUCAAAUAUUUCUGCUUCAGGAACGCUGAGCUGAAAUGAGAUGUGCACCAAAUGAGCUGUGUUCUGUUCUACUUGCAAACAGAACUUCUGAGCAUACAUAAAGCCUGUUCUCCAAACUAAAAUAAAUCCAAACUGAGUUUGA